ACCCGGCCCUGAUGAGGAGGCUACUGGCCCUCCUGGCCUUCUGGGCUGUGACUGAGUCCUCAGAGGCGAACGGCCCAGAGUUGCUCAAACACCUCAGAUUCCACUCGACCAACUUUGAAAACAUCCUGAUAUGGGAACGUGGCAAAAACAGCACCCCGGAAACCGUCUUCAGCGUCGCCUAUUCCAUCUAUGGAACGAAGCGGUGGCAGGAGAAAGGGGGCUGCCAAAACAUGACUUCUCAAUCGUGCAACCUGACGGGGGAGACCGGAAACAUCUGCGAGUACUACUACGCCCGAGUGACGGCCCUCACCGAGAGCGGCCUGUCAGCCUCCUUCAAGACGCACAGGUUCAACCCGAAAACUGAGACCGAGCUGAAGCCUCCGGACGUGACCUUCGACCCCGGCGUGGACUCGAUUCGGUUCAUCCUGGGCCCGUCCCUCACGCUGGCCAGGGACCCGAGCGGCUCCCCGCUGGCUCUGGAGGACAUCUUCCCCAACCUGCUCUACCACCUGAGGAUAAACAUCAACCAGACCCACCACAUGAUCAAGGAGGGGAAGGAGAAAGAAUACGUAUUUCCCGGUUUGGCCCCCGACACGGAGUAUAGCGGCACCGUGGGCAUUCUGAUCCCCAACUUAGCCAAGCACAGCCCGACCCACAAAUUCAGUGUGAGGACUCUACCAGACCGAACCUGGACCUACUAUUUCUCCGGAAUGUCCCUGUUCACCAUGGGAUUCCUCGUCGCCGUGGCCUGUUUUGUGACCUACAAGUACAUCAACAAGCACAUGCAGCAGCCCCGUGUCUUGCAGGACCUGCAGAAGGUUCUGACGUACCACCCGCUGAAGUUCACCCGGGAGCACGUCCUCACCCCGGUCUGUGACCUCGCCCCGCCGGCCACCCCUGCUCCCCCAGGGCCGCACCCCGAUCUGAAGGAGGCCUCCAAGACGCCCCAGGGUUUGCCCAGCUGCCCGGAGACCACCUACGUCGAGCGGGACUCCGACCACGCCGGCCUGGCCCCUUUGCGGAAGAGCCCGUCCCCCCAGCCCUACACCCGGCGGCCCUCUCUGCCGCUCACCCCGCCGCCCCCUUUCUACGGGGUGUGCGUGGUGGGCGUCGAGUGCGACGGCCAAGGGUCGCCUCUCCCCCAGAAACACACCCGGGACGAACCAGGCCUCCGGCUCCAGGUUCGGGCUCCGGCAGCCGGGUGGUUCCCCAAAUCCAUCCAGGAGAGGCGGAUGGCCGUCCCCGGGGGUGACCGUCAGCACCGGGAUGACCCGCGUAUAUUCCCGCUAGACCUGGAUUUGCGUGUCCAGGCCUUGGGGCUGCGGAGGGACUGGCAGGAGGUCAGCCUGCCCCUCCUCCACCCGCCGUGGACCCCGGCCGGGGGUGGGGGACUGGAGUUGGAGGCCCGGGGCUACCUCCAGCGCCAGAACCUGGCCCCGGCCUCCCUCCUCUCGUCCGUUCAAGUGGACGGCGACCCCGAAGCGGAAGAGCCUGGGCCGGAGCGCUGGCAUCUGCUCAGCUCCCUGGUGGGUCCCCAAAGCGAUCUGGGCCCAGGGGGGCCGCCGGGCGGCGAGGGGAUCCCCGGCUCCGGCCCAGGACCGGGAGAGGCCGGAGCCCUGGACUGGUUGUUCAGAGACUUGGACCUCACGGUGCAGUGGGAUUCCUGACUGGUGGUGCCAGCUAGACUCAGUGCCAACCCAAAACGUGGGCAGCGAGAGUCCCUACUGGGGAAGGGGCCGGGCUGUCCCCAUAUCCCAUCCUUCCCUCCCUGCCCACCGUGGCUUCCGGCCCUGUCUGGUCCCGGAGCCUCGGAUUUCGGCCCCUCACCUCUGACCGAUCAAGAACAGGCUUUUCAUUUCAUUCAUUCAUUCAUUCAAUUGUAUUUAUU
Molecule: messenger RNA, 1888 nt
Organism: Tachyglossus aculeatus (Australian echidna)
Lineage: Eukaryota; Metazoa; Chordata; Mammalia; Monotremata; Tachyglossidae
Gene: IL22RA1
Product: interleukin 22 receptor subunit alpha 1
Exons: 7
Coding region: 12-1667 (551 amino acids)
Molecular function (GO): protein binding
Source: RefSeq, a predicted model, not a curated record